Adineta steineri is the source of this 558-nucleotide messenger RNA. The record is from the annotation of a GenBank genome assembly. NCBI's taxonomy places the organism in Eukaryota, Metazoa, Rotifera, Eurotatoria, Adinetida, Adinetidae.
AUGUUGGGUGCUGCUCCUUAUGGUCAACGACGUCGUCCUAUUGGACCUUAUCGAACUAAAUCGCCACUGGAUAUUGCUUGGAGAGUAACAUGGCCAUACUUUAUUACAACUAUUCUUGCUACUAUGAUGAUACUAUGUACUCUACUUAUUGGUGCACUAGAAAUAGCAUCAUUAUCUAAAAGUACAAGUACAGCUCUAUAUGGAAAUACUUCUUCAACGGGUGCUGGUAUUUGGUGUAGUCUAUUUUUUUCUAUUGCUUGUAUACUUAUUCUUCUUAUAAAUUAUAUGCCUCAUGUUCGUUUGUGGGCUACAAUAGCUUUUAUUGCGAGUAUUAUUGCUGUUUGUUUUGCUAUUAUUCUUAUUGGCUUAGAUUCUAAAGCGAUACAAGAUGGACGAGCAUAUAAUAGUCUACCUGUUAAAACCCAGAUUCUUUGUGCACAAUUAGCUUUUGCUAUUGUAGAAUUACUACUGUGUUUUGUCUAUAUUGGCAUAUAUAUAAUGGUUGUUAUAUUGGCUCCUAGUCGUAUCCGUCGAACCCCACGAGUACUUAUUCGUUAG